Drosophila bipectinata is the source of this 1686-nucleotide messenger RNA. It is a transcript of the gene Ir48c, whose product is annotated as Ionotropic receptor 48c. The record is from RefSeq and is a predicted model, not a curated record. Lineage: Eukaryota; Metazoa; Arthropoda; Insecta; Diptera; Drosophilidae.
AUGUCGUUACUUAAUUUCUUAAAAAUAUUCCUUUUUCUAAAAGUGGUUUCCACAAAUCCUCAAGAACUUCCAAGUCAACUGUCUUUGGAGCUUAAAUAUAGGACUCAUAUAUACUUUGGCUAUUCAAUUGAGAGCUUUGAUCAAUUUGAUUUAAAGAGUGAACAUCCAAAACUACUGGUCCACAAAAACAUCAGCGAAGAGUUUCAAAUCUUUCACGAUGAGCCUGUGAUUAUUAUAACAAUUCUGGAGCCUGAUUUGGACUAUAAUCUGGAAAUCGUAGAAGUGCUCAGAUCCUAUCUAAAGGAUAGGCAAUAUAAUGAUAUCCUACUUAUAGACAAAAGUGAAAAAAGUGACAAGAGUUACAUGGAGAUUUUCAAAACCUAUUGGAAGGCAGGUUUCCCUCACGUGUUGAUUUCUGAUUUUCAAGAACAACUUUGGUCUCUACAACCUUAUCCUUAUUUUGAAGUUAGAAAAACCAACUUAAAAGAGUAUUUGGUAAACCGAGAUAAAGUAAACUUGAAUGGUUAUCCUUUACGAGUUUUGGUGACCAACGAUCCUCCGCACUGUUUUGUGGAUGAACAGGAGCUGCCACACUCCCCGAAUCGCUACAAAGGCAGCAUCAUCACAAUCUUCAAGAUAUUCGCCGAUAAACUUAAUGCCAGCUUUCAGGCAGUGCCCUUUCCAGGACUAAGACGGUACUUUACCGCCGAAUGCGUGGACAUAGUUGCCAAAGACGAAGCCGAGGCCUGUGGCAGCAUCUUCAUAAGGACCUACAAGUAUGCCACCAGUCAGCCAGUUCGCCUGAACCGCGUGGCCAUAAUGGCUCCCUUCGGCAAUCCCAUCGACAAGUUUUACUACUUCUUCCGACCCUUCGACUUCUAUGUGUGGCUGGGCACUGGCCUCAUAGUAGUCUACAUAUCGGUGAUGGGUUCUUUGCUCCACCGUUGGCACUUUGGCAACUGGGAUGUGGGUCAGUACCUCCUGCUGGCGGUGGAGACCCUGCUGUCCCGGGGACUGACCCUUCCCCAGUGUUCCAGCGGCUCGAAACUGAUGCUGUUUCUUCUACUCUUCGCCAUAGGCUUUGUUUUAUCGAAUUUGUAUGUGGCUUUGCUCUCCAUGAUGCUGACCACCAAGUUGUACCAAAGACCCAUUGAAAAUAUAGCCGAUCUGAAGGCAGCCAACGUGAGUAUCCUCCUGCAGCAGCACAACCUCCGACCCAAUUCCAUCUACGGAAGCUCGGAGGAGCUCAGGGAAAGGUUCCUCCUGGUGGAGGAGUCCCUGCACAAAGAGAAGAGAGAUGGCUUGGAUCCCAGUUACGCCUACGUGGACUCCGAGGACCGCAUGGACUUUUAUUUGUACCAACAGAAGUUCUUGCGCCGUCGAAGAAUGAAGAAACUACCUAAUCCUGUGGGCCACACCUGGGCCGUCCAAGUCAUUAAACAGAAUUGGGUUUUGGAGAAAUACUAUAAUGAGCACAUACAACGAUUAUUCGAGACUGGUCUGCAAAAUAAAUUAGUGGACGAUGUCCACGAGUUGGCCAUUAGAGCCGGCUUCCUCCAUUUCUUUCCCACUCAGACGCAAACUAUUGAACCGCUGCGACUGGAGGACAUUGUGAUGGCCGCCAUGGUACUGGGCUGUGGACACGCCCUCGCUGGGAUCUGCUUCCUGGGCGAACUGCUCCUCUAA